GCUCAUCAAAAGGAACUGCAUCUAAGUUUAUUUUCAAGGUUAAUUUUUUUUAUUCAAUUAAAUUGGUUUUGGUUGAUUUUCAUUCUGUUCGUAGAAUCAAAUAUUCGAUGUACCAUUGAGCAACAAGUUAAUCGAAUUGUUGAAUUUUUUCACCAUUCACCGUUAGUACCUUGAACUGUGACAGUACAAAAUGGAGUCCUUCGCCGUUCUAUUGGAGCCUUAUAAAGACAAAAUUGCCACAUCAGCCGCAACCGUUACAUAUUUGCAUCUGCUGAGCGGUUCGGUUAUUUGCAAUGACAUUCGUAAACAAAAAUCGACCGAUGGAUUUUCGGUUAUGCCAUUUGUGGCUGGUUGCGUUAUCUCUGCAUUAUUCACUCGUUUCGGAGCCAUACUGAAUGACACACCAAUGGUUCAGGUCAAUUUGAUUGGUACAGCGCUAAACAUUGGAUACGUUUGCUUCUUUUUCUGGAACACGAACAAUAUUAAAGAUAAAAUGUUGGCAUGGACUCAAAUCGGAUAUGCAGGAGCAUUUGUGGCUGCCAUUUUUGUCUACACUUAUGUUGAAAAUCCAAAAGAUCUUCCAUUCCGUUUUGGCUUAAUAACAACGGCCGUUUUGUUCUACUUCGUCGGUUCGCCAUUGCUUGGCUUGGGUGAAAUCAUUCGAAAGAAAAGCACCGAAGGUUUACCAUUCCCCAUUAUCUUGACGGGAACAUUGAUUUCAUUUUUGUGGUUCUUGUACGGAGUGGUGACACGCGAAAAUUUCGUUAUCUUCCAAAACGCAGUUAUCUUUUUGAUGAGCAUUGUGCAAUUAUCAUUGUUUGCCAUUUACCCGUCGAAACCGGCAAAAUCAAAGAAGAGUGGCAGCCCAUCCAAGAAUGGCAACAAUAAUAAUAACAAGAAGAAAAAUUAAAUUUUCAAAUUGAAAUUACUCUUUCUCUUCGGCAAUAUUCUAUUUUUUCACUAAAGUAUGCAAUCGAUAUGGAUGAGAUGAAAAAUGUUGACAAUAAAGCAAACAAAAUGUUUUACACUUUUAGCUAUUUUAUCAGAUAUUGUUACUUUAUCAUAAAAUGUUGAACAAUAAAGAGAUUUAAACGAUUAAA
Messenger RNA from Sitodiplosis mosellana (orange wheat blossom midge), 1100 nucleotides. RefSeq names its product sugar transporter SWEET1-like. Gene Ontology annotation, cellular component: membrane. The record is from RefSeq and is a predicted model, not a curated record. NCBI's taxonomy places the organism in Eukaryota, Metazoa, Arthropoda, Insecta, Diptera, Cecidomyiidae. The transcript has 4 exons. Bases 191 to 910 code for a protein of 239 amino acids. Gene Ontology annotation, molecular function: sugar transmembrane transporter activity. Gene Ontology annotation, biological process: carbohydrate transport.